Messenger RNA from Physcomitrium patens, 3275 nucleotides. NCBI's taxonomy places the organism in Eukaryota, Viridiplantae, Streptophyta, Bryopsida, Funariales, Funariaceae. The record is from RefSeq and is a predicted model, not a curated record.
AGUUGAGCUGCAGCGCCGGAUUCGAAACUUGGAGGCUCGCCAAUUGCGACGAUCGAUGCCUGGUGCUGUUAUUCCGCCAAUGCAACCGGCAUUCUCUGUAGUGCACUUCGAGGUGGCUCUCGGUUCAUCCUCUGGGUUCACAUUAUUCGGGGAUUUUGGAUCUUUUCAUGCAGUUUCUUGAGCCAUUUUUGUGUUCUUGUGUUUUUUUUUUUUUUUUUUUUUUUUUUUUCAAAAAACUUCUCGGGGGAGGAUUGGUUAGUUCUAUCGCUAAGAAGUAGAGGCGUGGAUUCUCCAAUUGCGGGUCCAGAUUGUAUUGCGAUACGAGGCAUCAUUUUAGAUGGUUCAUCCUCUUAAGGUGUUGCAAUUGAAAGUGAGUUUGAGAAGUUGUAGACUGUUUUGCUUUAAUCUUCUGGGGAAUUGGUUGACCCUGGAAAGAAGACAAGACACAGAAGCUUGGGGAUGCUGGGCGAGGGGUUGUGUUUGGUGUGUGCUCAGUGGCGUCACAUUGUUCAUUUUGCGUGCAAUUGGUCGUGUGAAACAAAAGCGAAGAAGGUCACUAUUUGUUUCUGGACCUGAAGACAAUGAGCAUUUGGUUGAUGCUUCAAAGUAUGACCGGAGAAUUCUGAUCUUCUGUGCUGUGAAACGUAGGACUGGUACGCAUCGUCAGUUUUUGAGAUCACCCGGAUACGCAUCUGGUAUCUUGAAAGCUGAUGCGAUUACAGGAGGCUAUCAGUUCAACGGGACGCUUAUUUUUAAUGGGAUUAGCGACGUGUAUCCUGUGCCGUGGAUUUUGCGAACUGCAAACUUCUUGAAAUCAUGGAUAUUAAAGAACGAUGUCUUGUCCGUUUGUGCGGAAGAAACCGAAAUUCUCAUUGUCAUUCCUUAAGAGCAAUUAGGGGAUAUUUGUGUCAUGUCUCUUGAUUGUCUCACUUCAGUCGUUUGAAAGCUCUGGUUCUAGACGACAGCCUAUCUGUGUACUUGAGUCGCUUGGAGUUUCCUGCAUAGAAAUCCUUCUUCAGAGCCCCUUCUCUUCUUUUUCUUCACACGAGUCGAAAACAAUGCUUGUAAAUGUUGUUUUCAGCAAUGUCUUACUUACAUAUCCUACUCACACAUAGGAGUCUUCAGGUAUUAUCACUUAAUUUUUUGAUAUCUUACUGGGUUUGUCCGUUUGGGGCUACAUUUUUAAGAAUUAUGGAGGACCCAGUUGGAGCGCAACGGCCAACUCAAACCGUCAGUGGCAAUUUGGACAAUUGCCGCUCUUCCCUGGAAAAUCAUGGACACUCAGACUCAAGUAACUAUUCUUCUGAAAUCGGAAUCGAAUCAUUUGACAGUUCUGAGAGAACGUUCUUGGCUUCUCCCCCUUAAUCCCGACGUACUCUAUCGCAGUCGAGAACAUUCAGUAUCGAGAAGGGUUACCUUCUACCCGAUGCAAGCCAAUAUGAGAUCUCGACCGCAACUGCGCAGCCGUCGAAUCAUACCAACGAUGCAGUCAUUCUGUACUCGCUACAGUCAUUCAAGCUUCUCACCAAGCAAGUGCGAGAGAAGCCACACGGAGAAGAUGGUUUGGUGAUAUGUAAUUUUUCUGAGCAUUCAACAACUCUAGCCAUGGAACGGCCAUCGCUAAUAGUCGUAGCCGACAAGCAACCUUUACCCUCAGUCAACAAGGAUUCUCCUAAGAUAUCUAGAAUUCGGAGAAACUCCGUUGCUAAUAAUUCUGAGAUUAAGACAUCACAAUGUUUGCAGAAGGGAGAGAUGAAGAAGGAAGAUGCGCAAUCAGUCGGCCAUGUGGCAAAAGUAGCCAGUAAAGUUGCAGUGAUAUAUAACGGGGAAAAGAAAUUCACGACGGGACCUGUGGACAUAGCACUGAAUAGAUAUGCGACGUCCGAGGGUGAUGCCAUUCUUGUGGUGGCAUUUCUGGAACAUAUUCUGAGCCCUAUGGGUUUGAGGAUGGUGGCAGACCUGCAGCUGUUCAGCGGUGUCAAUGAAGCAGUUCUCAAACAAACAAUCAUUAUUAUGAAAAAAGACCUCGAGACUAAGCUCGACAAUUGCUUGCAAGUGUGUAGAACGAAAAAGAUCCUUUAGGACGUCAAGGUGUUGCCAGGAUGCAAUCCAAAAGCACUGGUUGCGAAGGAGAUUAUAGAUUUUCAAGCCACAUCAGUAAUCUUUGACAAGAAUGCAAUGAAAAGCAGAAGGUAUUACGAGGACAAUCUUUCCUGCCACAUCCUACGACUCCACAGUGACGGUCGCAGGGAUCAGACAGUUUCCUCCUUCGACUCUGAUUCUUCCGCUAUGAAUUCUGAGCUUGCCGCCACUCCCUCAAUAUCGUCAAAAUUAAAGCUCUUUGGUUCCAAGCGCAGUAGGGGAACACGACGCCGUAGAGAAGGCUAUAUUCCAAAGGGCUCAAAAGCCACGUCAAAUCGUGGGUCUCCUCGAGCUAUUCCCAAAACAGUUAAAGAUAUUGCUUGGUUUAGCAGCUCAAAGCCAAACCCAGGUACAUGUCCAAAGUUGAAAGCGUCUACAGAAGUGGAUGAAGUCGGCCCACAAAUGAAAAGAAGCGGAGGUUCUUUAACUGCAGCCUCGGUUGUUUCGUAAUUCAGUCAUCCUCGUCACUGCAGCAUUCAGCGUGCCUCGCUUUGUUCUGAGAACAUUACCACUGAAGAUCAGCCUUUGGAGGAGGGGGUUCAGUAUUAUUGACUAGGGUAUCCACACCGCUGGAGUCUGCAUUCUGAUUCGACGUACUGAACCCCCAGAAGGACCAAUGGCAAAAAACACGUUCGGAGCCUUUAAGAUCUGAUGAAUCUUAAGCAAGCAGCAUCAUCAGUGUCGUAGAUUUCUCUCGACCAAGAGAAGUUUCUGUCCCUCCCCUUCAACCCCUGACCAGCUAGCGAGUAGUUAGGCAUUCGAGUUUACACUGCUGUAUAAUCCAAAUGUGCAAAAAACAGGAUUUAGUGUUCAUUAACCAUGGAAAAGUGGACACAGCAAUUACUUGAAAAUGGUACUAUGUUUUAUAUUUCUAACAUUGCAAAAGAGCUGCUAGUGUAGGCAAAGCAGUUAACAGAAACCCCACAUUCGAUAACCUUUCUCUAUAUUUUAAAUCUCCAUUGUUAACAUGCAACUCAAAUACUGCUCGUUUAACUUCUUAGCAAUCUGAAUGCAAUGAGCAUUCAUGGCGUUUAUGAAGUUCUGAGAGAAACUUUUGAAGAUGGGCUUUCAAACUUUUCCACAACUUUGAAGUGGAGGCACUUUUUCAGUUAUACAAAUUACUUUUUUGUGAU